AUGCACACCGGCAUCGCCAACAAGUAUGACAUUGAGGUAUGUGCUGUCAAAGCUCCUGAAUUUGGUGAUAACAGAAGGGUUAAUCUGGAUGAUAUGGUUGUGUUGUUAGCGAGGAUUCUUUUCUUGGACGAUGAUGUUGUGGUACGGAGGGAUCUUACGGGACUGUGGAAGAUUGACAUGGAAGGGAAGGUUACUAUAUCUCUUGAUGAUACUAUCAUCCUAGAUGGCGGAGGUCACAAACAGAUGAUAGAGGAGAGGUCACAAACAAUAGAAUCAAUUGACAAAAGCACUGCUAUGUUCGACAAAGAAAAGGCUCAAGAGCGUCUAUCAAAGUUAUCUAGAGGUGUUGCUGUCCUCAAGAUUGGUGGAGCUGGUGAAGCUGAAGUUGGUGAGAAAAAAGAUAGGGUAACAGAUGCUCUAAAUGCUGCAAGGGCUGUUGUGGAGGAGGGUAUUGUGCCAGGUGGUGGAGUUGCUCUUCUAUAUGCCACUAAGGAGCUCGAUCAGAUUAGCACAGCAAAUGAGGAUGAAAAGACUGGAGUUCAAAUUAUCAAGAAUGCCUUGAAGGCUCCCUUGAUGACCAUAGCUGCAAAUGCUGGUGCUGAUGAGGCCAUCAUCAUUGGGAAGCUAAUUGUACAAGACGAUCUUAGUUUGGGCUAUGAUGCAGCAAGAGAUCCGUGA
Molecule: messenger RNA, 678 nt
Organism: Phragmites australis (common reed)
Lineage: Eukaryota; Viridiplantae; Streptophyta; Magnoliopsida; Poales; Poaceae
Product: chaperonin CPN60-like 2, mitochondrial
Exons: 9
Coding region: 1-678 (225 amino acids)
Biological process (GO): protein refolding
Cellular component (GO): mitochondrion; cytosol
Molecular function (GO): glycosyltransferase activity; ATP binding; ATP-dependent protein folding chaperone
Source: RefSeq, a predicted model, not a curated record